AAAAUAAACUAAUAAUGUUUAAUAUCUAACACACAACAUAAAAUACUUGCAUCCUACAUCAACAUAAUGGCUGAUGUCUUGAAUUACAAUACAAUUAUUUUCACUAAUUCAUUAAAAUGCGGUUUGGUUUGAAAUUUUUUUAAAACCGCACCAAACCGCAAAACCGCAAUUUGAUCAAAUUUGAAAACCGCACCGCAAUUUCCAAACCACAAACCGCACUAAACCGCAAAAUUAUAGUUUAGUUUGCGGUUUGGUGCGGUCUAGACCGCACUCUACACAGCCCAGGUUUUUCCGAUAAGCUUAUUGGUACAUUCCCGGGUUAAACACACAGCACCAGCUCUUCGUUUUUCUAUGCCACCUCAGUCUAAUGUCCUCUCGAAAAUCGGAUACCUCACUUACACCCAAUCGAAAACAGAGCAUAAAAUAAACAUCUUCCUUCUCACUUCUUCUAAGCUCCAGUAAGAAAGCAACCGUAGCCACCCAUAACAAUGGAGGUUUUACCCCGCUUUUCCAACCGCCUUCUUUCUCUCUCCUCCAUAAACCCUAACUCCAAAUCUCUCAUUACCCCUUUUUUCCAUCUCCAAUUUUGCCAAUUACCCACUUCAAACCCCUUACCCAUUUGCCCAAACCCGCUCAAAACGACCCGGUUUUUCAGUACAAAACCCCUCAAUUCUUCUUCUUCUUCACCUUCCCCAUUAACAACUCGGGCAGGUUGGUUACUGGGUCUUCGGGAAAAAAACCAGCAGAAGUUGCCCGACUUGGUUAAAGCGGGUGACCCGGUUCUUCAUGAACCGGCCCGAGAAGUUGACCCGAAUGAAAUCGGGUCUGAGAAAAUUCAGAAGAUAAUUGAUGAUAUGAUUAAGGUUAUGAGGGUUGCUCCUGGUGUUGGACUUGCUGCUCCCCAAAUUGGUAUCCCUUUAAAGAUUAUUGUUUUGGAAGAUACAAAAGAGUUCAUCAGUUACGCGCCAAAAGAAGAGAUCAAAGCACAAGAUAGACGCCCAUUUGAUCUUCUGGUUAUUGUGAAUCCAGUAUUGAAAAAGAAGAGCAACAGAACGGCACUUUUCUUUGAAGGCUGCCUGAGUGUCGAUGGGUAUAGAGCGGUUGUGGAGCGAUAUCUUGAUGUUGAAGUCAAGGGACUGGAUCAAUAUGGGCAGCCUAUAAAAGUGGACGCAUCAGGAUGGCAGGCACGCAUUCUUCAGCAUGAGUGUGACCAUUUGGAGGGUACCCUUUAUGUUGACAAGAUGAUGCCAAGGACAUUCAGAACUGUUGAAAACUUAGAUUUACCUCUUGCAGUUGGCUGUCCAAAGCUUGGAGCACGCAAGAUUUCAUCUUGAUAGAUUAGCCGAUGGAGGAUAUUUACACCAAUUACAUUGGUGAAAUUAGCUUGACAAUUUCCAAGGGGAACCAGCAUUCAUUUUGAUUAUUUUCAUAUUGAUUACAUGCUAUAUUUUAGUGAGAAAGAUCUCUGUGAGAGGCUCUACUUUUUACAAGUUAUUUAUUCCAAAGGUACUUGGAUAGGAGUAUUAGUCUUA
This is a messenger RNA of Chenopodium quinoa (quinoa), 1532 nucleotides long. Its product is annotated as peptide deformylase 1A, chloroplastic. Gene Ontology annotation, molecular function: peptide deformylase activity. Gene Ontology annotation, cellular component: chloroplast; mitochondrion. The record is from RefSeq and is a predicted model, not a curated record. NCBI's taxonomy places the organism in Eukaryota, Viridiplantae, Streptophyta, Magnoliopsida, Caryophyllales, Amaranthaceae. The coding region runs from base 489 to 1334 and encodes 281 amino acids. The transcript has 4 exons. Gene Ontology annotation, biological process: N-terminal protein amino acid modification; peptidyl-methionine modification.